CUCCUCCUCCUCCUCCUCCUCCUCCUCCUUCUUCUUCUUCUCUUCCUCUCCGCCCUCUCGCGGACUCCGACGUUUCCUUCUUCUCUCUCUACACUCCGGGAAUUCCCUUGGGGAGGGAAGCUACUCAAACACCCGAUUCCUCCCUCCCAUUCUUCCCAUCCACCUCCAUUGCAUUUCUUCUCAAUGCUACUCUUCCUCUCUUGAAUUCCAACUUCAUCUCAAAUUCGCUACAUCUCUCCUCACGGAUCUUCCCACAGACUCUAAGCUGUAACAGUUGGCCUGUGCGUUUAUAUUAAAACAUCCUCUCCGCCCGGGUCGCAGGGGAGUAUUAUGUUUCGGUAUUAUUCUGUUCCAUUUCGGAAAUUGAGAUUCUGCUUUUCGCUCAAACGAUUACGAACUGGUGUUCGGAAUUUAGCUAUCUGUUCGAAAUUUUAGGUUGUUUCAACCCAUUAACACGUACCCGAGAUUCGCCUUCUGGGCUGGGAUAUUCAGCUGUAUGCUGAUUCGCUUAAACCUCUCUAAUUUAUGGGGGAGUGGGUUAUUGGAGCUGUCAUCAACCUCUUUGGCAGCCUUGCCAUCAAUUUCGGGACGAACCUUCUUAAAUUAGGCCAUAACGAGAGAGAGAAGCAUUCCAUGCUAGAAAACAAUGGCUCUAUUGGAAAGACUCCAAUGAAGCCCAUUAUAUACUUCCAGACUUGGAGAGUUGGUAUUACAUUUUUCAUUAUUGGAAAUUGCCUUAACUUUAUUUCCUUCGGAUAUGCUGCUCAGUCUCUUCUUGCCGCACUUGGAUCUGUUCAAUUUGUGUCCAAUAUUGCUUUUGCGUACUUUGUACUCCACAAGAUGGUUACUGUUAAGGUAAUGGUUGCCACUGCUUUUAUUGUUCUUGGAAACGUUUUUCUAGUUGCUUUUGGCAACCACCAGUCCCCUGUAUACACUCCAGAGCAGCUGGUGGAGAAAUAUGGAAAUAUAACUUUCCUUCUAUACUGUGUCAUUUUGAUCGUGGUUGUUGCACUACAUCACUCAAUCUAUAGAAGAGGAGAACUGUUACUCUCUGUUUCUGGACAAGAUCUCAGGUCGUAUUGGCAUAUGCUACUACCAUUUUCCUAUGCUAUAGUUUCAGGUGCAAUAGGCUCUUGCUCGGUCUUGUUUGCAAAAUCUCUCUCAAUACUGCUCAGAUUGGCUAUGUCUAGUGAUUAUCAGCUGCAUAGCUGGUUUACAUACUCCUUACUGCUUUUAUUUCUCAGUACUGCUGGAUUUUGGAUGGCCAGGUUAAACGAAGGACUUUCCCUGUUUGAUGCAAUCCUUAUUGUUCCCAUGUUUCAGAUAGCAUGGACUUUCUUCUCCAUAUGUACAGGUUUUAUAUACUUCAAAGAAUUUCAGGUGCUUGAUGCUUUGAGGACGACGAUGUUCAUAUUAGGAAUGAUGUCUGUUUUCAUUGGCAUCUCUUUGCUAGCACCUGAUGAGCCGAGAGACGGUGAAUUCAAAGAUAAUUCCUCUUUGGUUUCUGGGACGUCCACAAGCUUCACGUCAGAAGAAGAGAGACUAAUUGUGUCAUCCAAAGAAUCAGAGACUAGGGACGCGAAGUCAUUUUCACAAGGAUUCUUGUUAAAGAUUACAGAUGUAGUAGCCAAGGCAAAGGCUGCUUUAGCACUUUCGCUAGGUUUCGGAGAAGAUUCACUCAAUGCAUCUGCAGUACUUGUGAUGCCUAUGGUAUCAUCAAGGAUGACUGGCUUUAGAGGAACCGGGUUCGAGCGCUCAAAGUUUUUCUCCAUGAGAAAGCCUGAUUGGAGUAGGAUCUCAUUGGACGAGGAGGAUACAAAGGUGCUCGACACGAACAUAGGUUUCUCCCAAAACCUUUGAGUAGGAGUAGUAGUAAGAAAAAUUGGGUUGGAGUAUUAAACCAACGCCUUUUCUCUAUAGAUAUAGUAGUUAGAAUUCAAUAUACCAGUAACUGAGCAUGUUCUUGCAUAGAAUUAUAAAAGACAAUAUUGUAUAUUAUGGACAAAAAAAAUUCCUUAUAAAAGCAAGAUAUUAUUUUUUUUCCCCACCAAA
Cucumis melo (muskmelon) is the source of this 2052-nucleotide messenger RNA. Its product is annotated as probable magnesium transporter NIPA8. The transcript has 15 exons. The coding region runs from base 526 to 1860 and encodes 444 amino acids. Gene Ontology annotation, biological process: magnesium ion transport. NCBI's taxonomy places the organism in Eukaryota, Viridiplantae, Streptophyta, Magnoliopsida, Cucurbitales, Cucurbitaceae. Gene Ontology annotation, molecular function: magnesium ion transmembrane transporter activity. Gene Ontology annotation, cellular component: membrane. The record is from RefSeq and is a predicted model, not a curated record.